Messenger RNA from Klebsormidium nitens, 1287 nucleotides. The record is from the annotation of a GenBank genome assembly. Lineage: Eukaryota; Viridiplantae; Streptophyta; Klebsormidiophyceae; Klebsormidiales; Klebsormidiaceae.
AUGGGUUUGUCCGUGAUUGGUGUGUUUCGCUGGCUUGCGCUCGUCCACUUGGUAAUGAUCGGCAGCGAGUAUGGUGGGGCAGCCCUGCUUGCGGGGCCAUCGAGCUCCGUUGGAUUGUUCAGUGGGCGACCAGGCACCCAGUCGGUUGAGGAUUUCGAAGACAGACUGCUGGCUGCUUAUGCAAAAGCGAAGUCUAAAGAUAAAAAGCUAACUGAGGCGGACUUUCUGCUUCAAUUGCCAGCAUAUCUUGAGCAUGAAGCGCUGCAGCUCUGGCGCAAGCGCAGGAAGGAUAUUCUCACAAAGCCUGAGGGCGCCUCUGACAGGGACUGGGAUCCCAUCGCUGACGUUAUUGCGCUCUUUAAGGAGCACUUCGGCGUUGCUAGUGCAGCGAAGGUGCGCGAGCUGCAGACCUUGAAGAAGCGCGAGGACGAGACCUGCAGGAUGCUAAGGAGCCGUCUGGAGCGCCUCGCUGAAGAAACAGGUUUGCUGAACGCGCGUGAGCAGGCAAUGACGUUUGUGAAUGCCCUGCCGCCUGCUUUGCGUGAACGCAUUGAGCCGAUCCUCUGGGCAAAAAGCCCCAGUGGCAUUUAUAGCCUGGAUGAUGCUGCGCAGGCUGCUGAGCGUGUUGAGCUUGCGCAGGCCUAUGCUGCUGGGAUGCGCGGGUGGGCAGAGGCUGGCCCGCCUAAGACCAAGCAUGCAUCUGCUCAUGCAGCCAGCGCUGCCGACUCCUCUGCUUGCUACAGGUGUGGGCACCCCGGCCACCAGGCCAACAGGUGCCCUGGCACGGACAGCCGCUGCCAGGCAUGUCACAAGCGCGGUCACACCGAAGCAGUUUGCUGGACGACGCACCCUGAGCUCAAACCCGACUGGACGAGCGAUGGUAAGAGCAGCGGUAGCCAGGAGCGAGGGCUUUCCCAGCGCCUGGAUGCGCUAGCAGCUCAGGUCGAGAAGCUGACCCUUCAAAUGGCCACCCUUGUGCAGGGCCGCCGGGUUGGCAACGCGCACCAAGCUGCACUCCCUGGACCCUCCGCCGGCUCUGAUGAUGAGGGCGCUGGCGCCCUAGACUCGACGCCAGCUGCAUACGGUGCAUUAGUCGGUGCCGCAUACAGUGCCCAGGGUGCCAAGCACCCGAUGGACGCAGCCUUUGAAGAUGAAGAGUACAAGGCCCGUUGCGCGGAGUACGAUGCCUACCGCGCGCAGAGGGAGAAGGAGGAGGAGGGCCGCAAGUGGGCUGAGAAGCUGCUAGAUGCUUGGGAAGAGCGGCAGCUCAAGCGGCAGGACGAGUAG